ACAAAGCCUUGCUACGACAUCUAGUUAAAAAUAUCGAGAUCACUAGCUAGGUAGUUUCCUCCAUCAGAGUUGUAGCAAUGGCGCUAUCGUCCAAGAAGCUUGUCGUCCUGUUCGUUGCCCUGAGCCUGAUGAUUGCCGCCGUGCACGGCUGCGGACCCCACUGCCCGACCCCGUCGCCACCACCGCCGUCGACCAGCGGCGGCACCUGCCCCAUCAACACGCUGCAGCUGGGCGUGUGCGCCGACGUGCUGAACCUGCUGAAACUACACCUCGGCGUGCCGGCUGACGAGCAGUGCUGCCCGCUGCUGCACGGGCUGGUCGACCUGGACGCCGCCGUGUGCCUCUGCACGGCCAUCCGGGCCAAUAUCCUGGGCGUCGUCAGCCUCAACGUGACCGCCGACCUCGUCCUCCUCCUGAACCAGUGCGGCAAGACCUGCCCUCCCGGCUUCACCUGUCCUCGCUGAACGUAUCCAUACGCCCAUAUAUGUGCUCUUUACUUGUCUCCGUUCCGUUUCAUGUAAGUGUAUGUCUCGUCCGUGCUCAGCUUCCCUGCCUGUCAUUGGCUCGAGGUAUGUUCGUAAAAGUGUGUCUCGUUGUGGUGUCUAAAUAAAAUGAUGAUGAUCCACGUUGGUGGAGCUUGUAUCUUCUGAAAAUGUAGUUCCGCGUCUGUUGGUGGGCCUAAGAUCUGAAUGUAAACGUACGUGAAAGUAUCAAAGAAAAGUUUGUUCAACA
Lolium perenne is the source of this 732-nucleotide messenger RNA. Its product is annotated as cortical cell-delineating protein. The record is from RefSeq and is a predicted model, not a curated record. NCBI's taxonomy places the organism in Eukaryota, Viridiplantae, Streptophyta, Magnoliopsida, Poales, Poaceae.